UGCAUCAACAGAUGCUGCCGCACCAAUCCUUGUCUCAAUGGAGGAGUAUGUCAGGAGAUUUGUGACACUCAUAGCACCAGGUUUAACUGUACCUGUCCUAACACAUACUCUGGUCAGCGGUGUGAGAAGAUGAAACAUCCGAGAAGCUGCAAAGACAUAGCUAAGAACGGUGCCUCGACAUCAGGAAAAUACGACAUCUACGAUUCAAGCAAUGAACGGUUUUCUGUUUACUGUGACUUGCAGUCUGAACCUGACUUUGUAUGGACGUUAAUACAAUCGUUAUCCUUGUCCAAGAGAAACGCCUUCAAUUAUACUGGGUUUGGCAAAAACUUUGAGAUUGAUAUUGAAGUGGGGGAAGUUAAUUGGAACGAGUUCCGACUAUCCUUAUCACAGAUGCAGUAUCUUGCUAAUCACUCCACACAUCUGAGAGCAACUUGUAACUUUUCUACGGAUGGUCUGCAGUAUACGGACUACGCACGCGCUAAGCUGGCAGGUCAUGACAUUUUUGGCACCUGGAACACCUGCAAGAUGUACGAAUAUGUCAAUAUCCGAGGAAUCAAUUGUUCUGAUUGCACCGCCCUGACAAAACAGCAGGAAGAUGUGUCCUGGCACAUAAGGAGUUACAAUAGCACACAAUUCGGAUGUGAAUUUAGUGGAAAACCAGGUGGAGUCCCCGAUGAAAAAAAUUUCGGAAAAUUUCACAACAAGUAUAUAAAUCCGGAUCACCGCUGCUCGUUUUCACCUGCUUCUACAACGCAGCAUUGGUUUGGAGCUAAAUGUGACGUGUAACUUUUUGCGAAUUCAUUUCCUUUCAUAGAAAAGGAAACACAGCCAACUGAAAGCAAGAAAACAUCGGAGCAAGGCUAACAACUAACAAUGACAUCAUGUGCCUCCAAGUUUGGCCCAUUUAGGAGCUGAACUUGAACUAAACGUUUAAUAUCUCAGAUAGUUACACUGAUCUUUAUCACAGAAGAAUGUAGACAUGCACAAGAGCGACGUCAUAAGCAACCUUAGAUACGUAGCGUCCAUAUUUGAAUAGUUGAAAUAAGUAGGCGGUCUCUGUACAAACACUUUUUACCUGCACAUUCAUCUUUUCAUGUAAUGUUCAAUAGAUAGUACACUUACAUCUUAAAAGCCAAAGGUCGAUAAAAUUGGCCUUUUUUCGUAUUCGUCUUUGAAAACGCAUUCAGAGCUCACCAUUAGCUAAUUCAUGCGAAUUAUUUUCAAGCAAGUGACUAAUCGUAAGUUAAAAUGCUUGUGUCUAGAUUCAGAGAUGUUUAAAUAACUCUGUACGCUAUUAAUCUAAUUAUGACAUGUUUUGUCGUCGUAGGGCGAUAUUUUCUUGACUCAGUCACUCAACCGUUUUCUCUUUACUGAUAAUUGAAAAUUAGCUUCGGCUUCGUUAGUUUGAUCAUUAGUAAAACCAAGCUUUAAGUUUAGGUUUCUUGAUUUCGCUUUAAAAAAUCCGCACAGUUAGGAGAAAUGGUAUUUACUUAGUGGCAGGGAGAUGUUAGCAAUUUCUCCUAAGUGAUAAAUAUGUACAGCUUUGCUUAAUUUUAAUAUUAGGGACUCGAUGCAUAACUGUGAGAAGCCCUCAACAGCCUCUCUUUCACUAGGACUAAGGUACUUAAAUGCUUCGUUAGGAUCACUGCUUACUUUAUAACAUUGCAAAUUUGUUCAUAAAACAAGUUUUGAAAUGUUCAAAAUGUAGGAGAUGAAGUAGGUAUAGUAGUUGGAUCAGAUGUUUGUCAAGAAAAGCACCAGUGAAGUGUAAAGGUCAUUUAGGAUUGUUGUACAUAAUGUGAGACAUCAUCUUAUUAUAGCAUCAUUCCAGACUUUUCCUUAAAGCUUGUGGAUUUACAGCGACAUUAGACUGUUGGACGCGCUGGCAAUACAUUAUUAAAUACAAAUCCAAGUGACGAUGAAGUUAUAUUCUAGUUAUAAAGUUCAUUAUUUGAAAUCUACGUUUCCGAAGUUUGAAACGUUCAAUGAUAAAAUUGACGAUUUUAGAAGCUUUUAAAGUUAUGCCAUUUGCCCUCAAAAUUGGUAUUCGAAUUGCGCGAAAAAACCGCUGACGUCACUUUGGUAACAUAAAAUCGAAUUCAGUAUGGCGAAUAGUACGAAAGAUACGCGGCAACGAGGGCGAUAUUGUGUUGCUGGUGCCCCGGCUCUGAUCAGCAAAGCUCUCAGAAUAUAUCGUUCCGCCACCGGGCAUAGAAUGUUUCAGUUCCCGAACGAUCCCGACUGUGAGAGGAAAAUGGGUGAAAUUUGUCCGCAGACAAAGACACGAUCUUAACGAUCCAACUUGGCCGUAAACGUCGCUUUGUUGGGCAAAUUUUGAAGAAUUAUGCUAUGAGUGAAACUUGUCCAUAUUAAACAGCAUGAUGAAGGCCCAAGAGAUGAAGAUGAGGCCCUUUUGAGAAACGACACUGUGCCAACCAGGGACACUAGUUUUGUGUUUCUGUUCCAUUUCCUUAAAUUGUUUUUCUAUUUUUUCUCUUUGCAUACUAAUACUGCAUAGAAAAGUCAUUCCAAAAAUUCAGCUCCUUUAAUGUACAAAUAACUUAAAAGAAACCCAGUUGAAAUAUCAUCAAAGGUGGCGGAUGCAAAAGUAAGGAUAAGUGAGGUAAUUUCCAAUUGGACAUACCAUAUUAUAUCUGUAUCGCCAUAUACACUGUACCUUAGAUUCGCAUUUUAAUCUCGGUCAAUUUAUUUAUAUCAGAUAUUUAACCUGUCAUCGAGAUAUUCGACCCCGGAGAACGAUGGCCCCUUUGUCAAUAAGUAUUACGUAAUCGCUUUCGCGUCAAAAUAAGGGAACACUUUAAGGCGCUGGUUAAGAUCUUGCCGAACGUCUUAAGUGCCGUUUAUACCGCGUUCCACCAUAGUACGAUCACGUACCUAUUCAUGAUUUUUUGCCUUUUCCCUACGUGUACUCUGAUUGCUACGAACUCAUUUUUAAAUGUCUUAGUAUAAUUAUUAAGAUAUCCAACUAAUUUGUAGGUUUUUAAGGUCCACCAUGAGUGUUCUUCGCUAUCUACGCGCGAUGUUGUUGGUAUCUCAGCUCACUCAGACCAAUAAGGCGCAGCCAACAGUAAAUUGUCAAAACUCAUAAUCACAUUCUUGAGGGUCACGUGUUUCAAAGAUUGACAGUCCACAGCGCCACCCAGUGUCACGUGAAGUGCUAAGAUGACUGCCUGUGGGUAUCCAUGAAUUAUUUCCCUCUGUUCAAAGAAAAUAACUGUGAGCUCAACGACGCUAACAAAGACGCAGAAAAAGCCGCAAUGAUAUGGAGGAAAUUAUUAUGAUUUGGUGAGAAGCUAGACGGUGAAGGAGAGAGAUAGAAUCGUUUGCUGUUGAUAGAAUUGCCUUAUUUAUUUAUUUUUUUGUUACUUACAUUUUUAUCACAACAUAGCGCGCGCGCAAGGCCUACCUAUAUCCUAAGGGAGCUACCAUGAUAAAAAUCAUUAUUUAUCAUAUAAACUACGAUGUUAUACAAGGAUCUGCAGCUCUGACAAAAGCCGUAAGAACACACGUGAAAGAAUACGAUAUUUUUUCGCGUGUGUUUGAUAACGCCAAUCAGCUGCUGACACAUCACUCGCUUUUCGCGUCACUCGGCCAGGUUGAUAAAUGAACGGCAAAGCCUUCAACAUUCUCAAUACAAGGUAGUUUGUCCGCGGAACUUUCUCGGAUUAUGGCGGCUAAAACAUUUAAAAAUUUCGUACCGCUUACAGGGAGUGACGUUCAAACUUUCCUAGAAGGGAAAGAAAACCAAUAUAUGAAAAGAAAAACCCAAAGUUACGUAUUCAGUGACUUUGGUAAUGGCCUUUGUCGUGGCUGAGAACGGAAAUCGACUACUGGAAGAUUUGUCACAGGCCGAUUUUGGCUGUUUACUUGAAAGACUUCUUCUGUCGGUAAGUAAAAAGUCAAUAAAUGAGAAUUUUGUAAAUUUAAAAUUCCGCCCAUUGUUGUUUUUGUAAUCAUGAUUCAAAGCAUUUUUCCAUCUUGAGCCUUAGCGCCAACGCACUGUACGAUUGUCGAUUCUUCAAUUUAUUUUCUUUCAUUAUUGACGUCAGCUUUUCUUGUCACUAAUGCGCUUUUGUGUUUAUAUGAUAAACAAAAUAAUACAAGGUCGCUUUUUGAGUGUUCAACUCGACAUUUCAUAUCUACGCGCGCCCAUGCAUUAUUUUCUAAAAAUAGUGCACGUCUGUGCAUUCAUAACAAGACUUGUGCAGUAUCACUUCGGCUAAAAGUCCUGUCGAGUUUAGCGGCGAGAAUUCAAAACUAUCAGUUAAGACUAUCUUUCCGUUCUAUCCCUAUUUAGAUAGACCUUUGUAGCUCAAAAUGAAAACAAAAUAUGCUGAAUAAGACUGGUUUCGAGAAACAAUGAGCAUUUCUUUUUCUCUUCAAGCGACGAAAUUAGUUUCGGAGUUGACAAUACUUUAUUCACAAUCGCGAUGAGAAUUAUGGCUGAAAACAGAACUAAGUAUUAUGACUUCAACUGAGGCUUUGCGACGCUGGGGACUCUUCAUUACAACGGAAAAUAUUAUUUUGAAGUGUUGUUAUGUACCCAAAGUUUUGUUCAACAGAAGAUUUUGUUUUGAAAUCGUACAAUUUUCAGAAUUUUUAACUCAAAGUUAAAAAAUAUUCAGGUUGCAAAUUUUGGUAAACAACAAUUCGAGCAGCGUAAAUCUAUCACAAGUGUCUCGUAGAUGCGAGAGAUUUGUAAGUUUUUGCUCAGCUUUUUGAAUAGUUGAUAUCAGUUUUGAGGGCUCAUUUAUAUCCUAAAAGUAUUGUUAAAUAGCAGAUUUUAAUUUUAAAAACCUUACAAUUAUUUCAGAAUUUUCAAAAUCUUCAACAUAAACCUACGCAAUUUCUGGCCUUGAAUUCUAGUAAACAACGAUUCAAGCAUAUUGAAUCUACUACGCGCUAUCGUAAAUGCAAGAAAUUCGUUCGUUUUUUGCCUCUGAGCAGAAAAUGUUCAAUUCUUUGAAUAAAGAUUUGGUCUGAAUAAUAAUAUAACAUAACAUGGUUCGAAAUUAAAUUAAAAAGCCUAAAAAAAAUUGAAAUAUGUUAUCUUCUGGAGUUAGAACAACCAAGGGUAAAGACCAGCUAGGGUCUUAGUUGCUAUUCAACUACAUUGCAUAGCUUAAGACGAGGACUGAAUUGCAUAGUUGCAUUAAGUUUGUUUGUAUAGGAUUUGAUAGCUAUAGGAAGGGGCAUCAUCACAUUUUAUUUAAUCGCCUGAAUGCUGUUUCAUCAAUUUACAUACCCUCAGGCAUUACUUUGUUAUUUUUAUUUAGAGAGAAAGAGACAUUUGUGGUAAAAUAACUCGAAAACCGAUCUCUUCUGCAGCCUUGUAGAUAAAUCUCAGGAGUCAGCAGGAUGAUAGAAGUCCACUGUCAUAAAUUUGCACAAAGAAAUCUUCACAUCUUUGAAGUCGAAAACGACUCACUUUGUAUCUGUUGUCAAGAGGAAGAGUUUACCAUGUACCUGGUCGAAGGAUUUGAAAAGUGGUUUAAUGAUAAAAAUGCCCUCUCUUUCUCACCAACCGGCUUCAGUCAAAAUUGUCAUUUAGGAAAGUCCCUUUUGAGACUGAUCUAAUUACAAAAACUUCGAAUUUCUCCUUCUUCUUUGGCUAAUUACUAUCAAGCUUGACCGUCCAGUUUUGUGUAACAUUAGUGUACAGGUUUGCUUGUGAAUAUUAUGAAAAUAAAGGAAACUUCAUAUAACCAAACUAUAAAGGAUUACUCAGUUAUUAGAUGAUUUCGAAAUUUUUACUUUGUUAUUGUGAGUUUGUUUGUUUUGUUUUUGUUAAAGCUUGAAGUUAUAGGAAGUUAUUUUAUUAUUUCUUUUGUAUUUUUAGGAUAAAAUAAGUUGCCAUCCGCAACCGAGUGUAAAAUGGUAGCUUAUCUAAGAUAAUUAUAAUUUUUAUUGGGGAAACCAGAAGGCCCCCUUUAAGCUAAAAAAAUAAUGACACAAUCUCUAUCGUUUUCUGUUAAUGAAGCGGCUACAUCCCUCACCGACAAAACAUUGAUCUAAUUCAACUAUUUACGAUUAUUUCUGGCUUCUAAAUCAAGCAUACUUAAUUAAUAAGUUAAAGAGAAGCAACGAAAACUUAAAAUUUAACGACGUAACAUUUGUGAAGGUUUUUCAUUGCAAAAUGAUCUCAUUACAUUAAUUUCCAUAACAAAUUACGAUGUUUGAUUUACAGUACUUGUGUUUAUUUUGAAUUUCUGCCAUAUACAGAUUCUUUUUCAUGAAGUUUUUCAAACGAGUAAGUACUGUUUAUUAUCGGUUUGGCACGGACGAUCAUUUUACGGCCUGGGUGCGUGUCUUCCGUCUGGGGUGGAUGACUGCAGAAAAAAAAAAGACAUCAACAAUAAUGCCUGGAGAAACAAUAAAAUUGCUUCGGGUUGUAUUCUUUUUCAGCGUUAUUAUUAUUACUUCUAGUUUUGAUCCCUAGUAGACUCCUCAAUGGUGAAGUCUGACCUUAAUCUCUCCUUCUCUAGUUGACGCUUUUAAACUGUGAAUGAAUGGCAUGCGUUCUUGGAUAAUUCAUAUCAUUCGGCUCUUGUUCAAAAUUUACAUCAUGUGAAGAAGUAUCAAUGAUAACAAGUGUCUAAUAUUAUCAUCUAUGUUCCUUAUUUGCACCUCUUUCUAGAGAAGGGUCAGCGUUUGAGAAAGAUUUUGUGAUAUUUUAUCAUUUUUUCAUGCAAAUUUUUAAAUUUAAGAGUGAAACUUUACACAUCGUUGGGCCAUUGAAACUUCGAAUGAAAUGUCCGUGGCAAAGUGUGUUGAUUAAAACAAGUUGGACAAAUAACAACCGGGUCAAUUAUUCGUUCUUGCUUGAAAAUAUCGAUAAGUUGAGUGCGUAACGAACGUAAAACUUUCCAUCACUUAUCAAUUACAAGGCGGAAAAAUAGCCUCGGGGGCCCAUUUCCACAUGCAAGCUUGCGUUCUGGGCGUUAACUUAUCUUAGGUUUUUCCAAGCAGCAGUUAACUGAUGCAACAAUCAUGUUAGUGUAUUCACCUCGGGUUAACUCGAACUGGCACGUUAAUGACUUCAACAGCUUUCCCUGGUUAAACUCUGAUUCAUGGCCAAGAGAUAAUUGUGUAGAUAAUUAUGACAAUUACAGAUAACUAGGGAGCUAUGCGCCUUAUUUUGCUACCAUUCGUUUGUUACAUGUGAUGUGUAAGGAUGACUGCUUGUUUAUAUAGUUAUAUUUCCCUCGGUUCAAAUCAAGCAACUGAGAGCUCAAUGAUGCCAAUCAAGAUAUGAAGCCAUUAGGGAUGAAAUUAAGAGAAGGAAGAAAUUACCAUAAUCAGGUGAGGAGCUACACUGUGCCAAAGAUGUGGUAAACUUAAGUUGUUUAGUCUAUUUUAUUCAAUUUACUAGGCAGACGAAUAUCCUAAAGUGAUCUAAUCUGUCAAAAGUGGAAUGCCUAUCAUGAAAACCAAAUAAAACAGGCUACCGUAAAUUUCUGCUCCUCGCUUUCAAGCUCUUUUAUGUUGGUAGCUUUUCUUCUUAACUCGUCAAAAUAUCGGUUCUCUCAGCAAAAUGAGGCCAAAAUUGACGCCCUUUUACAAUUAAUUUUAAAAAUUAAAAAGUUUCGGAACAUUACACAUUAAUGGUCACCGCGACAGAAGGGCUGCCAUGUUCGACAUUCGAACUUGACGGGGGGUCUUAAUAUUUUGAAAAACAUCGCGAUUCUUAUUUAAAACAUCUUAUAAAGCUGCACUUAUGAACCUAAAUAAUUCAUUUUAGUUUUUCUAGAUUUUUGGUUUAUUGACAGCAAUAUAUAAAUUUUUUCCACUUCGGUAAAUAAUUACUAACUGGCUCUACAGACAGAACUUAUGUGUUUUUACAGUCUACGGAUACAACAUAAGAUCAGAGUUUGUUAGCUGACUGGUCUGUAUUCUAUUCCUUGUAUUAAAGCUGGAAAAGAAACCAACCAUACGGUUGCGAAAUUUAUAGGUGUGGUGAAACUCGAGAUAUUAUCAUUAAUCGAUGGAAGGAAAGCUUACUUUAAGAGCUUUCAUUAAUAUUUUAUAUCCUAUACUCCUAUGGUAAAAAAAUAAAAUGGGACCCUUUUUAAAUAUGUAAGUGUGAAUAAUACAUUCAAAAUCGUUCUUACAGUUGACUUUGUAGAGCACAGAGAUUCAUAAGUACAUCGCUGAAAGAGGAUCUUUUAACAACUGAUGGUGGGUAGAGUUUCCCUUUUUUGGUUUUGUAACACAAAACGUUCUGAGACGUCUCUUAUUUUCAAAACGCUUUUUUUUAAUAAAUGACACACACGAAACUUUUGAAAUUCUACGUUUCAAGAAACACUCCUUAAACUUGGACGAUUUGAUACAUGAACGUCAGUCUUUGAUAAAGUUCAUCACAGCGGCUGUUUCACUGAGAUUUCAUAUACUUCGACAUUUAGCUUUGCACUCAACUAACUGUAACCGACAUACUUUUAAUCAGCAAUUACUGGUUGGUGUAUUUUUUUAUAUCAGUUCCAUUUGCCAAUAUAUCUCCCUCCAUUGCAACCUGGGCAAUGAAGAGAAAUAAGCUUAGCAUUUGAGCAUACAAUCAAUUCUUUAUAAACUGUGUUCAGCUUAGGCUAAACCGCAGAGAACGUUUACGGCUCCUUUUGUAGAGCAUUCCCAACAAAAAUCGUCGAGGAGCAAUUUCGUUUGGGCUUGAAUGUUUGCUUAGUCUUCUUUAAAAAUUCCGCAAAUAAGUGAUUCUGUAGUGAAGAUCGACUUCACAGCGAGAGGAAUACACUCUUAACAGUCUUUGAAAACGUUUACUGACUCAGAAGAAGGUGUCAAUAUGGUAAUGGCUCUUACGGCUAACGACUAAAAUUUUGGCAAUUUUACUGCUAACGAUUCUUUUCUUUCCGUUGCAAUUAAGAUAAAUGUUACAGUUCAUGCUUUAAGAAAAACAAUUUCGUAGUUAAUUUAAAAAAAUCCAUCAAUGAAGGUCGCUUUUAAGCAAGAGGCCCAAAUAUCGGUGUUUUUCGUUCCAGAUUACCCCAUGCUCGUCAGAUGAAAUAAUCAUGCAUCUUUUUUUUCUUCACAUUAGUAGUGCUAUUGCUAUGGGCAUCGUACAAUAUCUCCAAGUCGUGCUGUUUGUAUUCAAUUUGACCCUCUCCACUGAGGCACAGAAAAAAGUAACUUGUCAAAACUUCAAGUUUGCUAUCGAUGACGAUGUCAUCCAUAACCAAAUUCUUGAGGGUCACUCGUUUAAAAGACUGACAGUCCCAAACGCCAUCCAGUGUCACUUGAAGUGCAAAAAUGACUGCCUGUGUGUAUCCAUGAAUUAAUUCCCUCUGUCCAAAGAAAACAAUUGUGAGCUCAACGAAGCUAAUAAAGACAUGGAGCCAGCGGCGAUGAAAUGGAGGCAAGGGGGAAACUAUUAUGAUUUGGUGAGAAGCUACACGGUGAAGGUGAGAUAAGAUUAUUUAUCUAAUGUUUUACUCAUUGAUUUAUGAACUUUCGUAAACAAAGUAAAUAUCCCAAGAUGUUCAAGUUCGUAAAUAAAAUAAAUAUUUCCACAUGAUCAAGUUUUGCGGUACUCCUUAAAAAAAAGGUCUGUUAUGUGUCGGUCUGGGCUAAAGACAAUUUUGUGCAUAUCGUUUUGUCUGCGAUAUGAUUGGUCUAGACAAAACCAAAACAAAACGAUUUGGCUAAGAGAGGAUUGGGUUCAUUGUCUUUCUCGCAAACUUUUUUCUUAACGGCCAUGUUGUAAUGCUAAGGGAACGGCAGAACAGAAGCGACUACAAAUUUCAUAAAGACAUCACUGACUUAACCAUUGCUGUAUUACUGCAUUUCAAAUCUAAUUUUGAGGGACAUUUCAUCUCCAUUCUGGCACCCCGCUAUGUGUUGCACGCAUACGUACUUUUCUCGCACUGUUUGUUAUCAAUUCGAUCCGAUUCCGGUGAGAUUUGUCGAUGGUUGCUAAAAAGUACAUGCCAACCCAAUUCGAUGAGCAUGGUGAGCUAAAAAAUUAUUUUAAUCUUGCUGUAGGGUGGAGACAGAUACACACCAGAGAAGCAUCACUGCAUCAACAGAUGCUGCCGCACCAAUCCUUGUCUCAAUGGAGGGGUAUGUCAGGAGAUUUGUGACACUCACAGCACCAGGUUUAACUGUACCUGUCCUAACACAUACUCUGGUCAGCGGUGUGAGAAGAAGAUGAAACAUCCGAGAAGCUGUAAAGACAUAGCUAAGAACGGUACCUCGACAUCAGGAAAAUACGACAUCUCAAAUUCAGACAAUGAACGGUUUUCUGUUUACUGUGACUUGCAGUCUGAACCUGGCUUUGUAUGGACAUUAAUACAAUCGUUUUCCUUUUCCAAGAAAAAUGCCUUCAAUUAUGCAGGGUUUGGCAAAAACCUUGAGAUUGAUAUUGAAGAGGGGGAAGUAAAUUGGAACGAGUUCCGAUUAUCCUUAUCACAGAUGCAGUAUCUUGCUAAUCACUCCACGCAUCUGAGAGCAACUUGUAACUUUUCUACGGAUGGUCUGCAGUAUACGGACUACGCACGCGCUAAGCUGGCAGGUCAUGACAUUUUUGGUACCUGGGACACCUGCCAGAUGUACGAAUAUGUCAAUAUCCGAGGAAUCUAUUGUUCUAAUUGCACCGCCCGCACAAAACAGCAGGAAGAUAAGUCCUGGCACAUAAAGAGUUACGAUAGCAUAAAAAAGGGAUGUGAAUUUGAUGGAAAACCAGGUGGAGUCUCCGGUGAAAAAAAUUUCGGAAAAUUUGACGAAAAUUUCAUAAAUCCGGAUCACCGCUGCUCGUUUUCUCCUGCUUCUACAACGCAGCAUUGGUUUGGAGCUAAAUAUGACGAGUAA
Messenger RNA from Pocillopora meandrina, 10839 nucleotides. NCBI's taxonomy places the organism in Eukaryota, Metazoa, Cnidaria, Anthozoa, Scleractinia, Pocilloporidae. The record is from the annotation of a GenBank genome assembly.